Molecule: messenger RNA, 6243 nt
Organism: Prorocentrum cordatum
Lineage: Eukaryota; Dinophyceae; Prorocentrales; Prorocentraceae
Source: the annotation of a GenBank genome assembly
AUGCGCGGCAAGCGUGCCUUGAGGCGAGCAGUGAGGCUCGCGCUGGUGGCAGGCGUGGCAUGGUACCGAGGACAGAGGAUUACGCGUGCCUCAGCCGCGCAGUUGGUCACUCCAGAGACUGUCGCGGAGAUGGCCCAACUGCCACAUCGAGCUGAUGAUAGAGUACUGGUGAAGGUGAAGAGGGAUGAUGAGGAACAAGAGCAGCGAGCCACAUGGAAGCAGAGAGCACUGAAGGUGUGGAGUUUCAACGUGGAGUCGCUGCGUCGGGUGGGGAGGCUGGACGAGCUACUAGAGUUGGCUCGGAAGGAGAGCGUGGCCACCUUCACAAUGCAGGGCACGCAGAUGGAUCUGGGAAAGACAUGGAAGUCGGGUAGCUUUGAGGUGCACUCGCUGGCGAGGUCAGGGCGAGGGCAACGGGACGGAUGCGUCACGGCCAUCAAUCUCAAGUACUUCCAGAAGGGUGAGGUCAGAUGUGAGCACGCGUGGUUGGAAGGGCAGCUGCAAGGAGUACGGUUACGCAGGGUAAGCAAGAAGAGGUUCGAGCGGGACAUCUACGUGCUGAAUGCAUACGCCCCCACUAACGAGGCGGGCCAUGUGCCCAAAGGAGCUGAAGCUAUGGAGUAUAGAGAGAACCACCUGGAGGCGGGAGACUUGUUCUGGCAGGUGUGUCGCCGAGCAGUUGGCCAAGUCCCAGCAAGGGCGUCGCUCAUUGUCACGCUGGACGCCAAUGCACACGAAUGGCCCAAUAUCAAUGCUAACGGCCACGCGCUGAUGGAGCUCAUGGAGGACUACGGGCUGAUGGCGCUGAACACGGCUGAUCUACCUCUGAACCUGGGCGGCUACAGGGACCACAGGCCAUUGGAGUCACGCAUCUUUGCGGGUGUGAAGGCGGCAAAGACAGUGAAAGAAGCAGGCAAAUUUCGAUGGCGGAGGGAGCUCAUGAGUGCAGACUUGUUGAAGGCGCAGCAGGCUGAGGAGGAUGCGGACAACUUGGUCAGGCUCCCCGACCGCGCGCUCAACUUCAGGCUUAAAGUCUUGGAGGGACUGGAGGCAAAGGGGCUGCAGGAAGACUGGGCUGACACUUGUGGGGCGGGCGUGCCCUACGAGUCCCCAUCGGAGUACUUCAACGAGCUGGAAGGAGUUGUGAUUGAGGCGGCGAUGCAGGACUACAUAUCACCACCAGUGGCGGGGAAGAGGAUAGGCGCAGUGUUCAGUGAGGAGACGGUGAAGUUGAUUAGGUCGAAGCAGUGCUGGCAGUAUCAACUGGCCGCCCCUCCUGACGGAGCUCGGUGGCUGUUGGCGCAUUGUCAGUCCAGGUUCGACGCGGUGGCGAAGUUGGUGUGCGACGGUCAGGCGAUGGAACUGGACGGCAGACCCAUCCAGGCAGGCAGGAAUACGCGCGACGACGACAGGAUUGGCAGCUACGGCAUGGGGGCGGUGAAGGAGAGCAUCAUGGUCUUUAACGCGGCUCAGUCUCGGGGUGACGCCCCACAGAGGUUCAAGGACGGAGAAACCAUGCAGCUGCGCAAGCCCAAGGGAGAUGGUUGCUCGGCGCCGAGGGACUAUCGCACCAUCAACCUGAUCAGCCAUGUGGGGAAGGCGUAUGCCAAGGCAUUCGACGGGGUGGUCAGGGAAAACAUGUGGAGAAGCCUGGAGGCGCUUGAAGUUCGGUGGGAUGCCCGAGUGACUUUGGAGGAGCUCCAUGAAGGCAUGUGCUACCUGUUCCGUGACGUUACCACUCAUGAGCCUGUCGCGCGGAUUUGGGUCAAUCAAGGAGGUAUGCGCGUUAACACCAGGAAGACGGAGAUGUUGCUCACGCCGACUGGAGUUGGGAGCAAGAGAAGGUUGAAGGAUAUUCGUGCGCAGAGCACAGGCAUUGUGACGUGGGAAGGGGAUGACUGUUUCCCGCUGCGCCCACAACAGACGGUCAAGUACUUGGGGGCGCAGCUGGCGGCGACGGGUACACGCCACGUGGAGGCCACCAACCGUGUCAGGGCCGCCAACUCCACCCAUGCGCGCUUGCUGCGCCGUGCAUGCAAGAGCGGGUUUAGCCCCAAGUUGAAGAUCAUAGUAUGGAAGGCAUUGGUACGUUCGGUGUGCUUAUACUGCUUGGAGAUCGCCAACCUCGCCAAGAGGGAGUUCAACAGGCUGGAGAGCUGGCAGGUGAGAAAACUUCGAGGACGAUUGAAUUCGCCAGCUCACCUGUACAAGAAGACCAAUCGUGAGAUCAGGAAGCAGGCCCGUGCUCCGACGGUUGCGAGCACGUUGUUGCUACGGAGACUGAGGUUGGCCAUGGGGGAGCAGUCGGGCCUGCCGACGCUGCUGCUGGAGGACAUGCGGCAGAUGUGGCAGACUGUGGACGCGCAGGAGAAGCUCGCGGCCCGUCGGCUUGUUCUGUUGCAUGGCGACUCUCCUGGGCUGGCUGAGCCUUGGCUGCGCUGGCUCGCCUUCCUUGAGCCGCGCAGUUUCCGCCGUGUGCUGACUUGCGGCGGUGAGAGGGACACUGUGACUGACACGGCAGCCAUCGUGGCUGGAGUGCUCAAGCUAGACAUUCAGAACCACCAGAGCUUGCUGCCCCUGCAGUGCCUGCACCUGCUGCGGUGGGCGAUGUUCAAGCCGAUAGGCGAGGCGCAAGUGACGGCGGGCAGCAACGAGAGCAAGAGGACGGCGGCAGAGGCAGGGGUCGUGGGCGACCAGCCCGACGUGGUGGGCCUUUUGGCCAAGGCGCUGGCGCGGCUGGCCUUGCAGCGCGAGGAUAUGGCGAGGUCGGCGCACAGGGGCGACAACUUCGUGAUCCCGCUCAAGCCGACGCAGAAGAUGGCGACCGCGCUGGGCCAGGCUCUGGCGUACUACGAGGAAGAGGGCACCAAGGCCAAGGAGAAGGCGAAGGAGAAGCAGGAGGAGUUCAUGGGCAACCCACUCGGCAAGCGCCCCGACGCGCUGGCGAGGGCAGUUAUGUUCCGCAUGUCGGAGGCCGUAGAGGACAAGAAAGAUGCAGUGCUGGCGGCCGUGGAACAGGGCAUCGAACCGCAGGCCGCCAAGGCCGCGCUGGACGAACUCUUGAAGGUUGGGAAGAUGGUGCAGGACCCGCAGAUGAAGUUCGCGGCGACGAGGUGUUUCAAAGUGAAGAGCAAGAACGACGAGGAGGGCCUAAAGGCAAGAGAGUGCAAAUGGAUCUUUGCGGUGAACUACUACCCAGGGCUGAAGGAGUCGCUGAAUCUGCUGAGGCGCAAUGGCGCACUGGCCGCUGUUGGGGCGGGUCUCCAGUGCGACGUCGCGACGAGGUCCAAGGCGGCGAAGGAAGCGGAGUCGUUGGCGUUCAAGGGCGGCAAGGGUACGCAGACGAGCAGGAGCAAGAAGCUCAGGCAGUCGAGCCCGGGCGACGAGGUGUCGCCCGACUUCCUUUUUGCGCUGCGCACGCUGGGGCAGCCGCUCCCCCUGGUCCACGAGACCUACGGCGAGGGGAUGUUUGCGUGGCGGCGGGACGUCCUGACGCAGCUCCCCGCCGACUGGUACCGGGAGUUCAAGAGGCUCAUGUACGAGGCCACGGCGUCUGGCACAUCGGCGGAGACCCACAGCAAGAAUCCCGACAGAGGCUACACCCGCAACGACGUCAAGCACCACGACGACGCCAUGAUGGCGAUCUUGCCGUUGCUGUUCAGCAGGGCGGCUCCUGUGAAGCAGGAUUUCCCAGCGUGGCUCGUGUCUCCGAGCACCCUGGAUUUGUUCGAUACGGUCGAGAACAUGUUCAGAUUUUACGAGCCAGGGCCGCACCCGGACUCGACGCUCAUCCCGACCCAUGCGGCAGGAGAUCCAGGCUGCGAGUGUCCACCAGAUGCGCUCGGGUGGUAUCCCCAGCGCGGUCGGUGUCAUUGUCUGCUGGCUUCGCAGCCAGCUGCGAAGAGUGGUCGCUGGGUGAAGGUCGUGAGGAUGGACACCGUGCGCAGUGCACUGCAGCUGACGGUCCUCGCGGGGAACCCCGGGCCAGGCAUGGCGAAGCCGAUGGCCGCGACCGCCACGCUCGCGGGCUGCAUCGGCAAGGGCGCCGCCUUCGCGCCCGGCGCCCGCGCAGGCGACGCGCCCCUGCGCGGCGCCGGGGCCCCGAGCGGUGUUGCCGACGUCGGCCCCGGCGCUGCGCCUCCGCCGCGCUCCACGGCGACCACCGCCGUGGCGGCCGUGGCGGUGGCCGUGGCGGGGGCGGCGCUGACCCGCACGCGCCGGGGCGGCAAGCAGUCCGCGGUGGCGUGCCGCGCGGAGCUCACGGAGAUCCCUUACGGCGCCGCCCGCGUCGCAGCGAACCCGGUGGGCGGCAUGGUGGGCGCACCGUCCGAGGCCGAGCGCUUCCUCAUCGGCGGGGACGAGAUCUACGACCCUCUCAACAUCGCCGCCAGGUGUCCGCAGUACCUGCCCUGGUUCCGGGAGGCCGAGCUGAAGCACGGGGACACGCCCGACUUACUGCCAGACUUCGUGCGCAUCCCCGCCUCCGGAGACGUCGCUGGCUGCUACGAGGCCUCAUCGACGGUCGCCGCCCACAACGCUUGCGUGGCGGGGAGCGCCAACGGGCUCGGCGGGCCCCUCUUCCAGGUCUUUGCGUUCUGCGGCUUCUUCGAGAUGCUGACCACCUACCCGAAGUUCUGCAAGACCGGCAACGAGGUGACCAUCGAGAACGCUGGCGACUACAAAUUGGGGAUCAAUUUCCUUCCCGCCGAGACGGCGGCCGCCAACGAUCUGAAGCUGAAGGAGCUCAAGAACGGGCGCCUCGCGAUGCUGGCCUUCAGCGGCGCCAUCACGCAGGCCGUCGCCACAGGCAGCGGCUUCCCCUGGCUGGGCGCCGAGACUCCCGCUGGCGCCGUGGCGACGGAGAAGGCCAGCAGCGGCUUCGGCGCCAGCGUGAGGCCCGCCGCUGGGGCCCUGGCCAGGGGCGCCCGCCGCGUGGCCAUGCGCGCGGGGCCCGAGGGCGGGUACAAGAUGAGCAAGGCUGUGCCCUUCCUGCCGGCGUCCCCGGCACUGGAGGGCUACGUCGGCGAGGAGGACGGCUUCGACCCGAUCGGCAUGUCUCUCGCCUGGGACAUCCGCUGGCUGCGCGAGGCCGAGCUGAAGCACGGUCGCGUGGCGAUGCUGGCUGUGGUCGGCUGGAUCACCACGGACCUGGGAUUCCGCGUCCCUGGCGAGCCCUUCGCAAAUUUAUCGACCCUCGAUGCGCACGACGCCAUGGUCAAGUUCGGUUCCAUGCCGCAGAUGCUUUGCUGGGCUGGCUACUUCGAAGCCUUCGGCUUCCUGGCGAUCAUCAACGCGAUGGAGGGCAAGACCGACCGCAAGCCGGGCGAUUUCGGCAUCCGCACCUGGUACCCCAAGGACGAGAAGGGCCAGUACGAGAUGCAGCUGAAGGAGCUGCGGAACGGCCGGCUGGCCAUGCUGGCUUUCGGCGGCAUCGCCACCGCGGGCGCCUUCUCCGGCAAGACCUGGCCCUUCUUCGGCGUCGACGUCUUCGCGGAGGGCUCCACGCUCCGCGCGGCCUCCGCUGCGGGCACGAGGUCGUCGUUCUGCGGGGCCUCGAGAGCGCCGCAGCGCAGCAGGACCAGCGCGGUGGCUGCCCGCGCCGAGGUAAGCCGCAGCUUGCCCUUCAUGCCCAAACCCCAGAACCUCGCCGGGUACGUCGGAGAGGAGCAGGAGUUCGACCCGCUCGGCUUCUCUGACACCUUCGACAUGAAAUGGCUGCGCGAGUCGGAACUCAAGCACGGCCGCGUCUGCAUGCUGGCGACUGUCGGCUUCGCCACCCAGCAGUACGCCACGUUCCCCGGCAUGGCGCCCACGGAGAACGCCCUGAACGCAGUCUACACCGAGACCAACGGCCUCAUCACUCUCAUCUUCCUCGCCGGCUACAUCGAGAGCCAGACCUACAACGGGAAGGUCACGAUGCUGGACAUGUUCGAGGGCGAGGGGGACAAGGUGCCCGGAGACUUCAAUUUCGGCAGUGGCUUCCUGAAGGGCAAGACCGACAAGGAGGUCUACGACAUGAAAUUGAAGGAGCUGAACAAUGGCCGGCUGGCGAUGCUGGCCUUUGGCGGCAUGGUGCACCACAACCUGGUCGUCAACGGGCCCCUCUUCCCCAUCUUCCCCGACGGAUGGGCGGGCCCGCAGGGCACCUGGACGGUCAACGGCUUCCCCAUCGAGAGCAUGGCGAGCAGGCUGGUCGAGGAGGGCGGCGGCAAUUCCCCCAUCGGCUUGCAGAACCUCUUCUGA